This is a messenger RNA of Serendipita indica DSM 11827, 669 nucleotides long. The record is from the annotation of a GenBank genome assembly. Lineage: Eukaryota; Fungi; Basidiomycota; Agaricomycetes; Sebacinales; Serendipitaceae.
AUGAACGGCUUCUUACUGCUGCCCGACAAGGUACUCCUUGCGUUAUCCUCCAGGAUAACGCCAUUCUUCCUUCUUCGAGCCAGCUACACCCUUAUCGACACGGCCCUUCCUCUACUCUUCCGAAAUCCCAUCAUCCGUGUGCUCACCCCGUCGCUCGCGUUCUCAGCUGAUGGGCUAGUAUGGCUCAUUAUCUUCUACAACUUGUAUAAUCUCUGCCAUCCACCGGAGAAUUGGAUUGACCAAGGCGCGGCCCAUCUCGUCCACGGGGUUCACCCUGUCGCAAUUCCAGAAGACACUUCCUCGCCAACGACGCAAACAAAUAAUGCAGGAGGGAACAUGGAAAGCUCUGGUGGGCAAGCGAAUACCUGGAGCCGGCUCCUGUCGUCUUUCACAUCCCAGCGCAGAUACGGUGCCACGAAUGACGAAGAGCGUGGUCGCACCAACCUUCAUAUUGAAGGACCGGAGAGCCCUCCCUCACCGCGAUCACCCAUGCCAACCGGGAAGAAUCCACAAACUCCCGAUGUAGCUAUAGUGCACGGAGUGGCAGCAAGCGGAACUCAGCUAUACGCUCAGACAGGACCAAUGGCUCCUGCAUGGCUACUACAAGACACAGUGAACGGUCAGGCUGGAGAUGUCGUACACACGGACGAGAACACGCCACAAAGAUAG